Messenger RNA from Andrographis paniculata, 1369 nucleotides. RefSeq names its product protein ABA AND ROS SENSITIVE 1. Gene Ontology annotation, cellular component: nucleus; spliceosomal complex. The transcript is spliced from 8 exons. NCBI's taxonomy places the organism in Eukaryota, Viridiplantae, Streptophyta, Magnoliopsida, Lamiales, Acanthaceae. Gene Ontology annotation, molecular function: nucleic acid binding; zinc ion binding. Bases 174 to 1181 code for a protein of 335 amino acids. The record is from RefSeq and is a predicted model, not a curated record. Gene Ontology annotation, biological process: mitotic DNA replication checkpoint signaling; mitotic DNA damage checkpoint signaling; nuclear DNA replication.
GAUCCUCCAAAUAGUAUCCCUCCUCAUUCCCCUUCUUUCGAAUCUUCCUCCGUCUUCUUCCUAAAUUUCUUCUUCUUUCAUCAUUAUCGCUGCUUCCAUUGCUUUCGCCGCCGCCGCCGCCGCCACAGCCUGCGUUCUUCAAACCCUAAAUUAUUCGGUAAUACAUUUAGAAAAUGGACGCAAAAGCGAAAUCAAAAGCAUUGUUUCGAGCAAAAUUGAAUGCACAAAAGCAGGAAAAGCAGCGAAUUGAUUCUCCUUUUAUUAGGUAUGAGCAUGACCAACCUGUAUGUAAAGUUUGUGAUGUUGUCAUCAAAUCUGAAUCACUUUGGCCGGCUCACCAAGCUUCUCGUAAGCACCACGAGGCUAUUGAAAAGUUUAAAGCCAUUGCUGCUGCUGCAAACCGGCCAAAUAAUGCUGUGUCUGCUAAGGCGGUGCAAAAGUCCAAACCUGAGGCAGCUAAAGAGUUGCCAAAGCCUAAAUCUAAGUCAUCUGAAGAGUUGAAUGACAAUUCUGCACCUUCAUCCGUGUUGCCUUCACAUCAUUCUUCUAAUCUUCCUCCAGAUUUUUUUGAUAAUCAUGACACAAAGAGGCAGAAAGCUGGAACUGAUUCUGGACCCAAGUCUGAUUUUGUUCCUGCAAGAACUCAAGCUGAGGCGGCAUUUGUAUCAGGGAUUGAGACUGACAGAUCAUCCACAGCCACAACCAUGCCUUCGAGAAGUCGUGAAUUUCAGGAAUCCGAUGAACCGGUUUCUAAAUCUACCACUGGUUCUGAAGCUAAACAAGCCAAAGGAGCACUUCCUGAAGGCUUUUUUGAUGAUAAAGAUGCUGAUUUACGUGCACGGGGCAUUACGCCUGUAAAGCCUGAUGUAAAGGACGAAUACAAGGAGUUUGAGAAGUUAAUUCAAGAAGAUUUAAAGGAGGUGGAUAACCGAUUGGAGGAAGAAGAGUUUGAUGCUGCUGAAAUGAUUGAAGAGGAGGAGACAGUGGAGCAAAGGGCUUACAAAGAGAGAGUGGAAACAUUAAGACGGAAGAAGCUGGAGCUUAGAGCUUCCAAGUCUGCAGCAGAAACUGUGGUUAAGAAAAUCGAAGAAUCCAAUCAUGGAAAUGAAGAAUCUUCGUCGAGUGAUGAUGAAGGAGAUGAUGUGAGUUUCAAAGUGGAUUGGCGAUCGAAACAUCUUUAAAUAAAUCCGAGGAAAUCUGACCUGUAGCUGUUUUCGAUACAACGGUAACACUUGCUGCUAUUGGUAGGUAAGUUUGUUCCAAUUAAUAUAUAGCUCAUAAAUUGGGAGUGUGAUUUAUAUUACCUGGACAGAAAUGCAACUAUAUGUUACAUUACAUUGCAUAUGGUAAUGCAAGAGUGUUACUAGAA